AUGGGAGUCAUUCAAGUUACUUUUGGCGAGAAUGUAGAUGACAUCCAGCAGCUAUUUAGGGAGAUGAUUGCAAACAGCUCGGCGUCGGCUACCAUAGCUCUUCGCCACGCGCUGCUAGCAUUAUGCUUUCAAUACUUAGCCAUUACUCCAAAUGCUAUUUAUCAUCAAAAUCGGUCGAUAAAAGGCUUACAGAGUGCUAUGGAGAAAUCAUUGCCGUGGGAUCACGAAGAAGCUUUCCCAAUGGUAGCAGUUAGUAUGCUACUCAGUUUGUACGAGAUGGAAAACGGCGAAUCUUCACUUCGCUGGGCUAUAUUUUUCAGCGGUACUAAGAGAAUCCUUGACACCAUCUACAAUCCGGAGGAGACUUACGAUGGCAAUGCAGCAAUUAUCAUGGACUGGAUCUUGUAUUGCUCCACCAUGUAUAAAUUCAGUGUUCUUCAUUGGCUUCGAAUAGACGAAUUGCAAACGUGGCUGGAGAGACAGAAGAAAGUAAUAUCAAAGCCUCUCCACUCGGCUCGCCGCCAAUUUAUCUUGCCCUCUUGGGGAUGCUCUCUAGAGCUAUUGGAUAUUCUACACGACAUUUUCAACGACGUCCACGAUCGAGAUACCGAACAGUACAAUUCUCCAGAGCACACUGCGAGAUUAAAUACCCUUGAAUGGCGACUACGAUGCCUGAGCCAACGUGAAGAGCACGAUAUCCCAAGCGCGAAUGCACCAUCGUACAACAGUCGAGCAGCAGAGUUCUACCGACUAAAUGCGCUACUUUAUCUCGAACGAGUUGCCCGUGGCAGUCCCCGAGACGCCCAAAAGGUUGUUGAGCUUGUGACAGAAGCCUAUACACUACUGGAUUGCAUGGAGACUUUCGAUCGUCCUUGGCCGCUCUUUGUCUUGGCCCUCGAAGCAUCAACGGAAGACAAACGACGGACAGUAUUGCAGGUAAUAGAGUCAGUGUUAGAGCGCCUACCCUUACGAAAAUGGGUGAUGCUACGAAGAAUGGUACAGCAGGCUUGGGGCCAGAGCGAUUUGGCCGACUUUCAGAGUUUAGAUGCACUGGUUUUAUAUAGAUCAGUGAUGAAUGUGCACCGUGUGCCACCUUCUUUUAUCUAA
Molecule: messenger RNA, 1107 nt
Organism: Trichoderma harzianum CBS 226.95
Lineage: Eukaryota; Fungi; Ascomycota; Sordariomycetes; Hypocreales; Hypocreaceae
Exons: 3
Coding region: 1-1107 (368 amino acids)
Biological process (GO): positive regulation of transcription by RNA polymerase II
Cellular component (GO): nucleus
Molecular function (GO): transcription cis-regulatory region binding; DNA-binding transcription factor activity
Source: RefSeq, a predicted model, not a curated record